CACCUAUAAUUGUAUGACAUCACACCCCUUAGGUUGGUGCUCCCCUGGAAUGUCCCGCAGACAACACUACCCCCCAGGGGCAUGAGUCUGCUGGUGCCAGUGCGGUACAGGAGACGGUAAUGCCAUCCUGGGCAGGAAGUUCUUUCCAGCUGUUUAGAUAUUCAGAGCAGCCUCCUCCUCCUCCUCCUCCUCGUCUCCAGCUCAGACUUGUCCGACAUCUACACCCGGCACCCAGCAGGAGGCAGCUCUGUGAAAACCUACAAGAUAGCCAUGAUGUGGAUUAUGGCAUGGAAUGAGGCUCAUCCUUGUCCAAAACCAUAGAAGAAGAGACGGAAUUAUGCAGCAGAAAUCUGAGGUGAUCACUGACAAGGAUUACGAUGGAUCUUUCAGAGGAUUCUGCAGACACGUGGCCAGUCCUGUCUUGGAUGACGUCCUGCGUAAUGGUGUUUGGCGGUGUGCUCCCAUACAUUCCUCAGUAUCAGGAGAUUAGGAGAACCUCUAACACGGACGGCUUUUCCACCUGGGUCUGUUUUGUUUUGCUUAUUGCCAACAUCCUCCGGAUUUUUUUUUGGUUUGGGAAAUUUUUUGAGGUCCCCCUCCUCCUGCAAAGCUUAAUGAUGAUCAUUACCAUGUUAUCACUCCUGCAUCUCUGCUGCACUGUGCAGACUGUGAACCGUGUGUCAACCAAGUAUCAUGCCUUCACCGAUUUUGAUAUUGGUCACUUCUGGAAGUGGAACCGCUUUGAGGAUUACCUGCAGUUCUGCCUGUCUGUGACCAUCUUCGGGGCUCUCCUCACAUACAUCCUUCUGGAUAUUCCCGUCUUUGUGGAAGGUCUGGGGUUAGUGGCUCUUCUGAUUGAGGCAAUGUUAGGACUGCCUCAGAUGCUGCAGAACCUCAGAAACAAGUCCACACGGGGAAUGAGUGUGAAGAUGGUCAUGCUGUGGACCGCAGGUGACUGCUUUAAGACUUCAUACUUCAUUAUUAAGGCGACCCCAGUUCAAUUCUGGCUUUGCGGAAUCCUGCAGAUCUGUCUGGAUGUGCUCAUCCUUCUACAGGUCUGGUACUACAACCAGCAGCCUCAUGUCAAGUUUGGAUAAGGAGCUGCCAAUCACUCGAGCUUGGAACACAUGGCCUGGUGCUAUACGGACUGACUGAAGCUGGAGCCCAAAGAGAAACAAUAUAUAAGUGUUAUAUUUAUACCGAUCAUGCUUUCGACUAUUAUCUACCAGUAGGUGAGAGAAAUUAUGAGACUCCUCAGGAUCUGGAUUUUUAAUUUUGUGCACAUAGGAGGGAGACAAUGACCGGCACUUCAAAAAGGAGUAUGUGGUGGCCCAGUACUCCUGGUGGCCCAGUACUACCCCAUUCUCCUGCUGUCCUGUCAGGCAGCCUCAUUCAGUGUCCCCAAGGCCCCCUGCACUUGUUUCCCCAUUGUAAAUAUGCUUUACCAUGUAAAGUGUUAUAAACAUGUAAUGUUGCUUUAAAGGGGUACUCCGCCCCUGGCAUCUU
This is a messenger RNA of Hyla sarda, 1506 nucleotides long. RefSeq names its product solute carrier family 66 member 2-like. The transcript has 6 exons. NCBI's taxonomy places the organism in Eukaryota, Metazoa, Chordata, Amphibia, Anura, Hylidae. Gene Ontology annotation, cellular component: endosome; trans-Golgi network. Bases 378 to 1097 code for a protein of 239 amino acids. Gene Ontology annotation, biological process: retrograde transport, endosome to Golgi; phospholipid translocation. The record is from RefSeq and is a predicted model, not a curated record.